Messenger RNA from Opisthocomus hoazin, 825 nucleotides. Lineage: Eukaryota; Metazoa; Chordata; Aves; Opisthocomiformes; Opisthocomidae. The record is from RefSeq and is a predicted model, not a curated record.
AUGCCGGUCUCUCCUUCGCAGGAUAAUCACAAGCUGUACAAGCAGAAACUCGAGGAGCUGACCAAGCUCCAGGACGGGAUCUCCAGCUCCAUCGCACGGCAGAAGAAGCGGCUGAAGGAGCUGUCGUUGUCCCUCAAAAAAUGCAGAGCCCACGUGAGCCCCGACCAGGAGGAGUCCAUCCGAGAGACCCAGAGCCUCAUAAAAGAGAGGCAGAACGUUUUCUUUGAGAUGGAGGCCUAUCUGCCGAAGAAGAAUGGGUUGUAUCUGAGUCUGGUGCUCGGGAAUGUGAACGUCACGCUGCUCAGCAAGCAGGCCAAGUUCGCGUAUAAAGAUGAGUACGAGAAGUUCAAGCUCUACCUCACCAUCAUCUUACUGAUCGUGUCCUUCUCCUGUCGGUUCCUCCUCAACUCCAGGGUGACAGACGCUGUCUUCAACUUCCUUCUGGUGUGGUACUACUGCACCCUCACCAUCCGGGAGAGCAUCUUGAUCAACAACGGAUCCAAAAUCAAAGGCUGGUGGGUUUUCCAUCACUACGUCUCCACCUUCCUCUCGGGUGUCAUGCUGACGUGGUCCCCAUGCAAACCUGUGUUCUCUGCAGAGGGCUUCCAGUCCUGGAUGUGGAGAGGCCUCACGUUCCUGCUUCCCUUCCUCUUCUUUGGGCAGUUCUGGCAGCUCUACAACCUGCUGACUCGUGCCUCCGCGGCUCCGCAGGUCCUCAUGUGCGGCCUCCCCUUCUUCAUCCUCUUCCUGGGGAACUUCUUCACCACCCUCCGUGUCGUCCACCAGAAGUUUCAGAACAAGAACAAAGACACGAAGUGUAACUGA